This is a messenger RNA of Brachypodium distachyon (stiff brome), 1991 nucleotides long. Its product is annotated as leucine-rich repeat receptor-like serine/threonine/tyrosine-protein kinase SOBIR1. The record is from RefSeq and is a predicted model, not a curated record. Gene Ontology annotation, molecular function: protein kinase activity; ATP binding. NCBI's taxonomy places the organism in Eukaryota, Viridiplantae, Streptophyta, Magnoliopsida, Poales, Poaceae. The transcript has a single exon. Gene Ontology annotation, biological process: protein phosphorylation. Bases 111 to 1601 code for a protein of 496 amino acids.
CCGCGCACUCCGUGCUCCACCCACCCCGUCUAAAAUUCCACACUGCCACACACACACUCGCCAGGAAUCUUCUUCCUCGCCAAAUUAACAGAAGCUACACGUUUAAUGCAAUGGCGAUAACGGCGAGCAUGCGGAGCAAGCGUCCCCUCGUCUUCCUCGUUUCCGUCCUCCUCCUCGUCUCUGCCGUCCGGUGCUACGACGGCGGGCGCAACGGCGUCAUGCGGUUCGCCAUGGCGCGCCGCUCCCGCCUGGGAAUCAUCGGCCGGAACGCUCUCCACCGCCGCGCCACGAUGCCGCACCGGUACAUCCUCGCGGAGAAGAGCAAUUCGACGGGAGCAAGCCAGAAAAACCACAGCUCCCCGGCGGCUUCGACCAACAACGCCACCUCGCCGCCGCCGGCACCCGAGCAGCAGGGCGGCCAGGGCAAGCGCCACCGCAGCCACAACAAGCACCGGGUGCGUAACUGGAUCAUCGGCUUCGUGGUGGGUUCCCUGGCAGGCGUCAUCUCCGGGCUGGGCAUGUCCGUGCUGUUCCGGCUAGCCCUCAACUGCAUCCGCGGCCGGUACCGGAGCAAGUCCGGCACGGUGAUCUUCACCCCGAAGCUGAUCAAGCGGGCCGACCACCUGGCCUUCCUGGAGAAGGACGACAUGCUUUCUUCCCUGGUCGUGAUCGGGCGCGGCGGCUGCGGCGAGGUGUUCAAGGCGGCGCUGCCCUUGGACCCGGCGCGCGAGGGGGAUCAGGAGCAAAAGUUCAUCGCCAUCAAGAAGAUCAAGAAGCAGUUCGGCGACGGGCCCGGCCCAGCCAACCUGAGCGACGAGGAGAGCCGGCAGCUGGACAAGUGGACCCGGCAGAUCCAGUCGGAGAUCCGCACCGUGGGCCACAUCCGGCACCGCAACCUGCUCCCGCUCGCGGCCCACGUGCCGCGGCCCGACUGCCACUACCUCGUCUACGAGUACAUGAAGAACGGCAGCCUGCACAACGCGCUGAAGCCGGCGCCGGCGCCGGAGGAGACGGAGGAAGGGCGGGUGGUGCUGACGUGGCCGGCGAGGCUCCGGGUGGCGGUGGGGAUCGCGGCGGGGCUGGAGUACCUGCACGAGUCGCAGCAGCCGCAGAUCAUCCACAGGGACCUGAAGCCGGCCAACAUCCUGCUGGACGACGACAUGGAGGCCCGGAUCGCGGACUUCGGGCUGGCCAAGGCCAUGCCCGACGCGCAGACGCACGUGACCACGUCGCACGUGGCGGGCACCAUGGGGUACAUCGCGCCCGAGUACCACCAGACGUACAAGUUCACGGCGAAAUGCGACGUGUACAGCUUCGGGGUCAUCCUGGCCGUGCUGGCCACGGGGAAGGAGCCCACGGACCAGUUCUUCGUCACGGAGGUGGACGAGGUCGGGCUCGUCAAGUGGCUCCGCCGGGUCGUGCAGUGCGGCGACUACGCCGAGGCCAUCGACCCGGCCAUCGCCGGGGCUGGGCACGAGGAGCAGAUCCUCCUCGUGCUGCGCAUCGCCGUAUUCUGCACCGCCGACGAGCCCAAGGAACGGCCCGCCGCCAAGGACGUCCGCUGCAUGCUCGCACAGAUCAAGACUACGCCCAGUAGUUAAUAAUUACUCCGUAGCGUAUUCGUGGUGCUACUGCUAUAGUACUAGUAUACAGCUCGGUGCAUAAUUAAGGGCGCAGUCGUCGUGAAUUGAUCACGCAUAAGUAAGUGCAUAGCCGGCCUGCUCUUCUCUGCGUGCUCGAGUAAGGCAGUCAGCUCUUGAACAAGCUUAGCUUUACUCCAUAUGCCAUUCGUCAACAAUUCGGUAAUGCGUCAAUAUUGUGUGUUAGUUUGUAGAAUUGUGUGGCAGUGCUGCUGCUGGUCAGCAAAGACCAAUUCUGGGGCCUCGAAAGAGAGCCUGUGUACACGCGGCGUGCCGCGAUCUCUCAAUCGACCUUGGUUAAUUAACAAGGUCAACGAGCACUUUAUAGGAAAAGAAAACGGUUUUGCUAUA